CGCAACAUGAAGGUCACAUCGAACACGGACCCCAUCUUCAUCGGUACCGUCGUCCUCCUCGUUGUCGACAUCCAAGGCGGCAGUGUCUCCAAGCCCGACAAUCCGCGCGAGCUGCCGCACAUGCCCGGAAAAGAAGAGCGCGCGGAGCGCACAAAGUCCCUCCUCGCGCGCUGUCGCGAAGCCGGCGUUUCGUGCGUCUUCGUGCAGGAGGUGCACAAGCCGUCGCUGGUCGAUAUCGGCCGCGAGCUCGACGGCACGGAGGACCCGCACUGCAUCGAGGGCUGGCCCGAGACGGAACUCGCGGAUUGGCUUCAACCGCGCGCGGAUGAGUACGUGAUCCGGAAAAGGCGAUAUUCGUGCUUCUUUGGGACGGAGUUGGAUAUCGUUCUGCGCGGUUAUAAGGCGGACACGGUCCUUCUCGUGGGCGGCCUUACGGACGUCUGCAUCCACUACACGGCGGUUGACGCCCAUCAAAGGGAUUAUUACUUCCGCACGAUCACCGACUGUGUGGCUGGAUCAACCAAACGGGCCCAUGAUAACGCGUUGGAGGCCAUGAAAUACAUGCAGCGUGAUGCACUGGUGACAUGCGAAGCGGUCCUUCAGUGGCUUGAUCGGAAAAGAACUGUGGUACAGGCCUAGCCCGUGUUAAGUUACGUCGCUUUGUGGUAGAUGAAACGUUUCCUCGUGCCAAUCCACAGUAUAAUCCGAGCUAGAUU
This is a messenger RNA of Punctularia strigosozonata HHB-11173 SS5, 716 nucleotides long. RefSeq names its product isochorismatase hydrolase. NCBI's taxonomy places the organism in Eukaryota, Fungi, Basidiomycota, Agaricomycetes, Corticiales, Punctulariaceae. The transcript has 2 exons. The record is from RefSeq and is a predicted model, not a curated record. The coding region runs from base 7 to 639 and encodes 210 amino acids.